AUGCAGAGCUUAUCACUGACUAAUCAUAUUCCUCCACUAACGCUCUUGAGCCAUGAACGACGAGGUAUCUUCAAUCUCAGAUGUCGACCUUCUCUUCUCUUUCCCCAAAAGCUCCUUCUAUUCUCGAAUUCCUCCACUUCGUCCUCACCUGGAGCUGUUGCCAUUUCAUCCUCUUCGUCUCCACUCGCAGCUCCGGAAUUAGAAGACGAGGACCACUCCGAUGACGAAUUACGCCGCCUAUUGGCUAUGGUACCGGAGGAGAUACGACGGACACUGGAGGAGCAUCCUGAAAUCAGUGAGCUCAUAGAGGUAGUGUUGGAUUUAGGUCGUAGGCCUCUGGCUCGAUUCCCUUCUGGAGAUUUCGUUAUCUCCGAUGACUCUGUUAGGGUUAAGGAUCUCGAAUUCGCCGUCUCUCAGGUUGGAGAGUUUACUAAUGAUAAUCGAGCUGGAAUCAGCCGGACUCUGCACCGGAUUAGUGCCAUAAGGAAUCGGAAAGGAGAAAUCAUCGGCUUGACUUGCCGCGUUGGUCGAUCUGUGAGAGGAAGCGCCGAUUUGCUGCGUGAUCUCGUCCAAGAUGGGAACUCUUUGCUCCUUAUUGGUCCACCAGGUGUGGGGAAGACUACAAUGAUUAGGGAUAUAGCAAGAAUGCUAGGAGAUGACUAUGAGAAGAGAGUGAUGAUUGUUGAUACUUCCAAUGAGAUUGGUGGUGAUGGUGAUAUACCUCAUCCAGGGAUUGGCAAUGCUAGGCGGAUGCAAGUCCCUAACUCUGACAUACAACACAAGGUGCUGAUAGAAGCGGUGGAGAACCACAUGCCGCAAGUGAUUGUGAUUGAUGAGAUUGGAACUAAGCUUGAAGCGAUCGCUGCAAGCACUAUAGCAGAGCGUGGAAUCCAGUUGGUUGCCACGGCUCAUGGAGCUACCAUUGAGAAUUUGAUUAAGAACCCUUCGUUAGACCUCCUCGUUGGAGGUGUACAGAGUGUGACUCUUGGAGAUGAGGAAGCAACCAGACGACGUGGGCCCAAGACUGUGCUUGAAAGAAAAGGUCCUUCAACGUUUAGCUGUGGUGCAGAGAUAGUUUCAAAGACUGAAGUUCGUGUUCAUCGUAGUCUUGAAGCAACUGUUGAUGCUAUUCUCGCAGGUCGCUUACCAAACGUUGAAAUCCGCAAAAUAAACUCUCAUGGAGUGGAAGUGAUUAUGGAGAAGAAGGAACCUUCUUCCAUUGACGUGACGACUUUGGAUAAGAAACACGAAGAGGAAACAUUAGAUGUUUCGAAGCCCACCAAGGAGGAAACUAUCUCUGAAGUCCUUCCAGCUAAGGAGAUUACUGAAACAGAAUCUUCAAAGCACGAGACACCGAUGUAUCUAUAUGUCUAUGGGAUUGCAGAAGCAACUGUCCUUCAGGCAAUCAAACAACUAGAGAUGGAAACUGCAGUGGAGAUAACCGAUAACAUGAGCGAAGCGGAAGCUUUACUUGCAUUGCAAUCCAAGAUCAGGAAGAAUCCUCGGAUUAAAUCAUUAGCUACAUCUCACGGUAUACCUGUUUAUGUAACAAAGACUAGUUCAGGUAUUCAAGUGGCCAAAGCGAUGCAGGCGUUACUAACCGAUUACGAAGACGGACUCGGAGAGUUUGGAUCAGAAGAUCGUCCAAAACCAUCUGAAAAAAUGGACGCCUUAGAGGAAGCGAGAUUAGCGAUAGAGAGGAUAGUGAUACCGAAUAAGGAACCAGUGGAUCUACUACCGAGGCCAGCAAAGAUUGUGUCAUUUCAAGGAAAUCUAGUGAAGAAGUAUAAUUUACGAUCAGAAAGGCAAUGGAGAGGAAACGAGGUGUAUCUACGUAUCCUCCCUUGUGGUUCGGAAGAAGAUAGAGACGGAGAUGAAGAGGAAGAGGAAGAAGAGCCUGAAGAAGAGAACGGAGGAGAGCUUGACGAGUUCGAUUGUGCCGCCGGAGAAUUAAAUGGUUUACCUUAUGGCAUCGAGAGGUUACCUCUAUUGCCUGACUAG
Molecule: messenger RNA, 2001 nt
Organism: Microthlaspi erraticum
Lineage: Eukaryota; Viridiplantae; Streptophyta; Magnoliopsida; Brassicales; Brassicaceae
Source: the annotation of a GenBank genome assembly